This is a messenger RNA of Ylistrum balloti, 2778 nucleotides long. RefSeq names its product bystin-like. The coding region runs from base 1 to 1386 and encodes 461 amino acids. Gene Ontology annotation, molecular function: snoRNA binding. Gene Ontology annotation, biological process: rRNA processing. The record is from RefSeq and is a predicted model, not a curated record. The transcript has 10 exons. NCBI's taxonomy places the organism in Eukaryota, Metazoa, Mollusca, Bivalvia, Pectinida, Pectinidae. Gene Ontology annotation, cellular component: nucleolus; cytoplasm; preribosome, small subunit precursor.
AUGGGUAAAGCUAAGAAAGUUCGCGUGUCGAAGGCCCCAGGCGAAGAGGGAGACAGAGGUCAGUCAUUAGCAGAUCAGAUAUUAGAUGAUAAAUCAAUCAGACAGACAGGCCGAAUAAAAGUUCGGACGAGGAAAGAAGAUGACGACGAGUUUGUUGAUGAUAAAUUAUCCAGAAAAAUUCUACAGCAAGCUCGGAAACAACAAGAAGAAUUGGAAGAUGAGCAUGGAGUGAAAAAAAAAAUUACAAACAAGAAGACAGUAUCCUUGGACACCUCUGGAGCAGUGGGCGGAGCCUCCACAAGGAGGCCACUAUCACAUGGGUCUGAUGAUGAAGACGAGGAGGAAGGCUCUGACAGUGAGGAAUGUUAUGAAACAAUUGAGGUUGAUGAAGAUGACGAAGCUGCUCUUCAGAUGUUUAUGUCAAAAGAGCCACAAACACGAAGAACUCUGGCAGACAUCAUACAGGAGAAGAUUACAGAGAAACAAACAGAGAUCCGUACACAAAUGUCAGACAAUGCCAGUGUCCAGAUGCAGGAACUUGACGAGCGUAUUGUGAACAUGUACAAGAGUAUUAAGCAAGUCUUACAGAGAUACAGGAGUGGAAAGCUCCCAAAAGCCUUCAAAAUUGUCCCUAACCUUCGCAACUGGGAGCAGAUCUUGUACCUAACAGAACCAGACAGCUGGUCAGCGGCAGCAAUGUACCAGGCAACUCGAAUAUUUGUAUCCAAUCUCAAUGUCAAGAUGGCGCAAAGAUUUUUCAACCUUGUUUUAUACCCAAGAAUACGUGAUGAUGUUGCAGAAUACAAAAGAUUGAAUUUUCAUUUAUAUAUGGCAAUAAAAAAGUCACUUUUCAAGCCAGCUGCGUUUUUCAAAGGAAUCCUUCUACCACUAUGUGAGGCAGGUGAUUGUACUCUUCGAGAAGCAGUUAUCAUUUCGAGUAUUCUGGCCAAGAACUCUAUACCCAUGCUGCAUUCGGCGGCAGCCAUCUUGAAAAUAGCAGAGAUGGACUACAAUGGUGCUAACAGUAUAUUUCUGCGUUCCCUCCUGGACAAGAAGUAUGCUUUACCUUACAGAGUUGUGGAUGCUGUUGUAUUUCAUUUUCUGAGAUUUACAUCAGACAAGAGAGAGUUACCAGUAUUAUGGCAUCAAUGUCUUCUAACAUUUGCACAGCGAUACAAGGAGGACAUUUCUAGUGAACAGAAGGAAAGUCUUCUGGAACUGUUACGUGUACACUCGCAUGGUUUGAUCACACCUGAGAUACGGAGAGAACUGCAACACUCCAAGUGUCGUGACAAGGAGGUUGGGGAGGGGGGAGAACCUAUGGCCUCGGGUACGAGUUUCAGUGACCAGGAGGGGGGAGAGAUGAUUCUCAGUGAUUCAGAUUGAGGCGUCGGAAAGUUUAUUUAAAAGUUAAAAAUCUUUUUAAUCAUUAGAAUCCGUCAUUGAAAUGGAUGUAAUUUUAGUCCGGUUAUGAUUUUUCAUCGUUUUAGUUUUACAAUAUGCAAGGUUUUAUCUGUUUUGAAUUCAUUGUCACCUCCUACAAUACACCAGACAGAACAAAUAAAUUAAUCUGAUAGUCAGGAUCAGUAUCAGACUGCCUAAUGAAUUUUUGAGGUGAUCUUCAGUAAAAACCAGGUGUGUUGGAAGCAUAUGCUCAAUAUUGGUUAUACCAUCUUCAAGAAAAUUUUAAUUAAGAUUCUAAUUCAAAGUCAAAUGGCCGUAACUUUGGAAGGAGUAAACUGACCAUAACUUACACAUACCAAACCAGAACUUGACCUGGAUGUUAUUGUAACUACAAACCAAUGUACCCCUCUGUUUCUGUUUUUGUUUAAGAGUACAUGAAAAAAGAUUUAGACAGAAUGAAGGAUAAGAAAUAUGUACAUAUGUAUAUCAUUACAUAUAAAGGUUGUUUGGUGUUUAAGAUGAAUACAUUUACAGUGUAUAAACUUCAAGUUAAGAUAAAUCAUAACUAAAGCAAUUGUCACAGUUAUAGUUUCUAAAAAAAAAUAUAUAUAAACUUUAUUUAUAUUACAACCAUUGCAAAACAAGUUAUUUCAACUUACACUAAUCACUUGUGUUUGCCCAGAUGUAAGCACGCGAGGGGUCUUAUUGUGGGAGGAAACUGGAGUACCCGGGGAAAACCCAUGUGGUUGGGCAGGUGACCUUUACCUUGUCAAGUCUGUUCGAGGUGUCGAACCAUGGACGGCUAAGUGAAAGAUGAGUGUGUUACAACACUGAAUUAAUGUAUACAUUGUUGACCUGUAUCAGUAAAUAUGGUCACACAACACUGAUAUAAUGUAUACAGGUCAGUGUUGUUGACCUGUAUCAGUAAAUAUGGUCACACAACACUGAUAUAAUGUACACAAGUCAGUGUUGUUGACUUGUAUCAGUAAAUAUGGUCACACAACACUGAUAUAAUGUAUACAAGUCAGUAUUGUGACCUUUUAUCAGUAAAUAUGGUCACACAACACUGAUAUAAUGUAUACAGGUCAGUGUUGUUGACUUGUAUCAGUAAAUAUGGUCACACAACACUGAUAUAAUGUAUACAAGUCAGUGUUGUUGACCUGUAUCAGUAAAUAUGGUCACACAACACUGAUAUAAUGUAUACAUUGUUGACUUGUAUCAGUAAAUAUGGUCACACAACACUGAUAUAAUGUACACCAGUCAGUGUUGUUGACCUGUAUCAGUAAAUAUGGUCACACAACACUGAUAUAAUGUAUACAAGUCAGUGUUGUUGACUUGUAUCAGUAAAUAUGGUCACACAACACUGAUAUAAUG